ACCUCACUCCUUGAAUCUCACCCGUUCAAAACACCAACCUUCCCAAACAAAAUGGCUGCUCCCGCAAAGUUCGCUGACAUCUCCAAGGCCGCCAAGGACCUCUUCUCCAAGAACUACAACUUUGGCGACACCAAGCUCGAAGUCAAGACUGCCUCGACCACCGGCACUGAGUUCACUGCCACCCUCAACAAGGUCAGCAAGACUGGCGCCAUCGCCGGCAACCUCGAGACCAAGUGGAAGUAUGCCCCCCAGAACAUCACCAUCACCGAGAAGUGGAACACCCAGAACCAGAUCAGCCUCGAGGUCACCUCCGAGGACAAGAUCGCCAAGGGCCUGAAGGUCGGCUUUGAGGCUGGCAUCUCGCCCAGCUCUGGCAACAAGUCUGCCAAGGUCUCGACUGCCAUCAAGCAGGAGCGCUUCCACAUCACCGCCGACCUCGACGUCCUCGCUGGCCCCGUCGUCAACACCUCGGCCGUUUUCACCCACAAGGGCUUCCUUGUCGGCUACGACGCUGCCUACAACGUCAACGCGUCCGCCCUCACCAAGAGCAACCUUGCUGCCGGCUACGCCGCCAAGGACUUCACUGUCGUCUCGGUCCUCGACGGUGCCCGCGUCGCCACCUCCCUCUUCCACACUGUCAACCCCGCCGUCCUCGCCGCCGUCCAGUUCUCGUGGAACCGAAACACCAACGAGACCACUGUCGAGCUCGGUGGCCAGUACUCUGUUGACAAGAACACCUUCUUCAAGGGCAAGGUCGACGGCCGUGGCAACCUCGGCCUCUCCUUCACCCAGAGCCUCCGCCCCGGCGUCAAGGCCACCCUCUCUGCCCAGAUCGACGGCAACAACCUCAACACUGACGCCCACAAGCUCGGCUUCCACCUCCUCCUUGAGGCUUAAAUCAAUGGCCGAUUUCACUGUGCAUGUCUGUCCCCUCCCGCCUUUUGCGUACAUUUUGUUGCAUGUCUUGGGAAAUUUGAGUUGUCGAGUUGUUUUUUGGCAUGUAGCAUGAUGCCCGGUUCUCCCUGCUCUACUGUACUUGCAUUUUCUUUGGUUUCUGCCAACCCUAUGUAUCUGCAAUAUAUUUUUUUCUUCUCUCC
Capsaspora owczarzaki ATCC 30864 is the source of this 1097-nucleotide messenger RNA. RefSeq names its product eukaryotic porin. The coding region runs from base 52 to 897 and encodes 281 amino acids. Gene Ontology annotation, molecular function: voltage-gated monoatomic anion channel activity. The transcript is spliced from 3 exons. Gene Ontology annotation, cellular component: mitochondrial outer membrane. NCBI's taxonomy places the organism in Eukaryota, Filasterea, Ministeriida, Capsasporidae. Gene Ontology annotation, biological process: monoatomic anion transmembrane transport. The record is from RefSeq and is a predicted model, not a curated record.